AUGGAAAGAGGCCACAGUUGGGCUUUCGUGAUCACAGGGGCGGCAAACCCCAAGCGCAGGUUGACACAGAUAGGGAAAGAAACAAAGAUUGCAGGAGUGGCGGAAGCUGUUAGGAAAGCAUCUCCUAAGCACGGCCGCACUUACACUGUAUCCCCAAACUUGCCAGUUUCUGUCUUGGAAACUCGUGAUGUACCCAGGCGGCGGCUUGUAAUCACCCCACUGGGUGGAUUUCGCUACCCCACUCCCCACACCAAGCAGGCCCAGAUCGUUUGUCCUUCCCUAGCUGGACACUCCUGCCGGGACCGGCAACCAGUGAGAGAGAGAGAGAGAGUGCCCCUUCCUCCCCUCUGGCUCCGUGGGGAGCCGGAGUCCUCGUUGCUUUCAUCUUCCCGCCUGCCCUCCUCUUCUCGUCCUGCUUGGCUUCCCUCUGUCAGGCUCUCCUCCAAAGAGCUGAAAGCAGGGAGAGGAAAGCGUGUGUAUUUCCUACUAGUCACCGAGGGGAGAGCCCUGAAGGACAGAGACCCAGUACCACCUCCUCCAAUUUCUCUUCCCAGCUUUCCUUCACUUGGAAAACAGGACACGGACAGAACAUCUAACUUCAGACAGCCAUCAGGAGUAAGUACUAAUCACACCUGUCCUGACUAA
This is a messenger RNA of Vombatus ursinus (common wombat), 645 nucleotides long. RefSeq lists its product as uncharacterized. Lineage: Eukaryota; Metazoa; Chordata; Mammalia; Diprotodontia; Vombatidae. Bases 1 to 645 code for a protein of 214 amino acids. The record is from RefSeq and is a predicted model, not a curated record. The transcript has 4 exons.